GUUCGUUCCUUUUCUCUGGGCAUGUCCAUUGGGUGCGUCACCGGUGCUUGGUUCACGUGAGCGACCACGUUUUCGUGACUGUCUGCCUCUGAAAAGUGCUCACAAAUCACAGAUAACAUGGAUCCCAGUCAGUUAAUAGAAAUCCUCAGGGCGACGAUAGACCCCAAUCAACGUGAAAACGCCGAGAAACAGUUGGAACAGGUUCACAAGAUCAUUGGCUUUGCUCCAUCCCUCCUGCAAGUGGUGAUGACAAAUGCUGUGGACAUGCCUGUACGCCAGGCUGGUGCCAUCUACCUAAAAAACUUGGUCAUGCAGUUCUGGCAAGAACGAGAGCCCACUGGGACAACGCUACAUUUCCAUGUUCACGAACAAGACAGGGCCAUGGUCAGAGACGCCAUUGUUGAUGCCAUGGUUCACGCCCCCGAUCCCAUACGAGUACAGUUGGCAGUGUGCCUGACAAACAUCUUGAAGAGUGACUUCCCCGGACGAUGGACAGGGAUUGUAGACAAGGUGUCCAUCUACCUUCAAUCCCCUGAGAGUGGUGGAUGGAUGGGGUCUGUCCUUGCCCUCUACCAACUGGUCAAGAAUUAUGAGUACAAAAAGCCCGAAGAACGUGAGCCCCUGCGUGAGGCGAUGCAGUUGUUGCUACCCCUCUUGUACCAGCGCAUGCUUCACUUGGUGCCGGAUCCGAGCGAGGCCUCCGUGCUCGUUCAGAAGCAGAUCUUGAAGGUGUUCUUUGCCCUGGUGCAAUAUCACCUUCCCCUCUCACUCAUCACAGGUCCAGUGUGCACCCAAUGGAUGGAAGUGUUCAGAGUCAUCAUCCAACGACCAGUCCCUGAUGUGGCAAACCAAGUGGAUGAAGAAGAACGACCGGACCUCCCUUGGUGGAAAUGCAAAAAGUGGGCCUUCCACAUCAUCAGCCGUCUCUUUGAGAGGUAUGGCAGCCCAGGCUCUGUAACGAAAGAGUACCGUGAAUUUGCGGACUUCUACCUAAAAGGUUACUCUGAAGGAAUACUGCAGGUCGUCUUGAAAGUCCUGGACCAGUACCGGCAAAAAAUCUACGUGUCUCCGAGAGUGCUCCAACAUGCCCUCAACUACCUAAAGCAGGCUGUUGCUCACGCAUUCACCUGGAAGUUCUUAAAGCCGCACAUAGUGGGUAUCAUACUGGAAGUGGUCUUUCCGCUGCUUUGCCACACCAACCAAGAUGAUGAACUUUGGAAUACGGACCCACACGAAUACAUCAGACUCAAGUUUGAUGUGUUCGAGGACUUUGUGUCACCAGUUAUGGCAGCCCAGACACUGGCCCACACAGUGUGCAAGCAGCGCAAAGGCGUACUCCAGAAGGCCAUGGGUUAUGUGACUACACUGUUGACAAAUCCUGUCUGCGAUCCGAGGCAGAAGGAUGGAGCUCUCCACCUGGUGGGGACUGUAGCGACACUUCUGCUCAAACGAAAGUUGUACAAGGACCAGGUGGAAGCCAUGCUAGUAGCCCAUGUUCUACCAGAAUUUGGGAGCCCCCACGGCUUUUUGCGCGCCCGUGCAUGCUGGGUCCUGCACCAUUUCUGCGAACUUCGUUUCCGAGGCCAGGCCCACCUGGCCCAGUCCGUCGAAUGCCUAGUGGGGAGCCUCUUACGAGACCAAGACCUGCCAGUGCGAGUGGAGGCAGCUGUAGCCCUGCAGGCCUUCCUCAGUGCGCAAGAAAAAGCUCAAGCGGCUGUGGAGCCUCACAUCAAGGAAAUUGCGCUCGAACUGCUCAAGAUAAUCCGCGAGACUGAAAACGACGACCUGAUCACUGUAAUGCAGAAGAUUGUCUACAUGUACACUGAGCAGAUCACACCGAUUGCAGUGGAAAUGACGCAGCACCUGGUGGGCACCUUCCUGGAAAGCGGGAGUGGCGAAGGAGGGGAUGAAAAGGCGAUGGUUGCCAUGGGGGUGCUGACAACACUGGACACCCUGGUCUCUGUACUGGGGGAGCAGCAGGAGAUAGUGGCACGCCUGGAGCCCCCUCUCUUGGAUCUAGUUGUCAACCAGGUGCUGGGUAACUCACUGAUGGAGUUUUAUGAGGAGGCUCUCUCUCUUCUGUGCUCUCUCUCCAGUCGAGGUCCUCUCUCGCCUGCUAUGUGGAAGGCCUUCGAGGCACUCUACCAGACCUUCCAGAAAGAUGGCUUUGAUUUCUUUACUGACAUGAUGCCGGCAUUGCACAAUUUUGUGACAGUUGACACUCCGGCGUUUGUGAGCAACGAGAACCACCUUCUAGCCAUGUACAACAUGUGCAAGGCUCUUCUGGAAGGCUCCCCUGGAGAAGAUGCAGAGUGUCAUGCAGCCAAGCUACUUGAAGUGGUCAUCCUGCAAUGUAAAGGACAGAUAGACCAGUGCAUACCGUCAUUUGUGGAGCUCGUCCUCAGACGGCUCGGCAAGGAAAUCACGUCGUCUGAAUUGACCGCAAUGUGUCUGCAGGUGGUCAUAGCAGCCUUAUACUACAACCCUAACUUGCUCUUUGAAACCCUAGUGAAGUUGCAGCCACAGGAAGCACCUUUAGUGGAUCAUUUCAUCUCAAUGUGGAUGGACAAUGUGGACUGCUUCCUCGGCCUUCAUGACAGGAAGAUGUGUGUCCUGGGCUUGUGUACGCUGAUCUCUACACCGGGGACAAAACCUCAGGCCCUGAUGGAAGCAGCCGGCAGAAUCAUGCCCUCCAUGCUAAUGCUCUUUGAGGGACUCAAGCGUGCCUAUGCCUUCAAAGCUCAAGAGGAAGAGGAUUCUGAUGAAGAGGAAGAAGAGGAUGAAUAUGAUGGUGAGGUUCUGGAUAGCGAUGAAGAUGACGUAGAAGAUGAAAGUGCAGAGUACUUGGCAAGAAUUGCAAGGAAGGCUAAGAAGGAAUCUCCCUUUCCUGUGACUUCUGCAACAAUUGAGGAUGAUGAAGAAGAGGAAGACGAGGAGGAUGAAGAUGAGGACGAAGAAACUGCUCUGGAGGCAUACACUACACCACUGGAUGAUGAAGAUUGCCCCAUAGAUGAGUACCAGGUGUUCAAGGAGGUCAUGCAGGGCAUCCAGAACUCCGACCCUACAUGGUUCAACACACUGACAUCCGUGCUGAAUGCGGAGCAGCAGAAAACCUUACAGGAGAUAUACGUACUUGCAGACCGAAGGAAAGCCGUUGCAGAAUCUCAGAAGAUAAAGAGAAGUGGCGGUUACGUGUUCCAGAACCAGACUGUGCCCACGUCGUUCAACUUUGGCGAAACGUCCUUCAAUUUUGGAGGUGCUCCUAAGUGCUAGUGUAUAGGAGAGCCAGCCCUGUGGACUAUCUGUUGGUGCACACUCAGUUGAGCAGUGAUGGACACAAGUUGUGACGAGGAAUGUUCUCAACAUUUUGCAAUCAACGAAAACCAGUGUCCGUCUAGGGUUUCUCUUUUUUUUUUUUUUUUUUUUUUCUGUGCAGUGAUGGAUAUGUCUGCUGAAGACUCAGUAUGUGGAAAUUUCUUUUGUACUACAAAAGCGAGGGUUGUUCUGCACCAAGAAUGCAGGUUGUUUGGAAACUGGGUCAUACACCCUUUUCUGCUAUAGCAGCUCCUAAAUGGUUCUGUUUCUCCCAUCUCCUUCAACACUAGUUUGUUUGUGCUGGUACUAUUGUUAAAAGAAGAAAAACAUUUUGAAGAUGGCAGACAACAGACAUACCUGUCUUUGCAUGCAAGAGCUGAAAUGCUUCCACAAGACGUGGCAUCUAUAGAUGCAUUUGUGGCAGCACCUGUACAGAAUAUGGCUAGGUACAAAAGUGAGGAUGUUGGGCUUAUUUUAAAUGGAACUGUUGAAAUCAUUUGACAAAUUUUGUUAAUUUGGUUUCCAGUGCCCUACAGACCCUUCUGCUAUUUGUAUAUUGUUCACUGAAAUAAACCUUUGAAUGGUG
This is a messenger RNA of Ornithodoros turicata, 3901 nucleotides long. It is a transcript of the gene msk, whose product is annotated as importin-7-like. Gene Ontology annotation, cellular component: cytosol; nuclear envelope. Gene Ontology annotation, biological process: protein import into nucleus. The transcript is spliced from 21 exons. Gene Ontology annotation, molecular function: small GTPase binding. NCBI's taxonomy places the organism in Eukaryota, Metazoa, Arthropoda, Arachnida, Ixodida, Argasidae. The record is from RefSeq and is a predicted model, not a curated record. The coding region runs from base 118 to 3273 and encodes 1051 amino acids.